AAAUACAAACCAAAACAAGAAAAACUUACCUGAUGAAAUCUUCUUCUAGAAUGGGGCCUUCUGCCCAUCUUGUUUACGCUAUAGGAGUUAUCAUCAUGGCAACAAUGGUUGCUGCAUAUGAGCCAUACACGGAUAGCUCAUCACCACCACCAUAUUCUGUACCACUUCCUAAAGUAGAAUACAAAUCUCCUCCACUAACAGAUGUUUACAGUUCUCCACCACCACCAUAUUACUCUCCAGCGCCUAAAGUUGACUAUAAAUCUCCUCCACCACCAUAUGUUUACAGUUCACCACCACCACCGCCAUAUUACUCUCCAUCCCCUAAGGUCGAAUACAAGUCUCCUCCACCACCAUAUGUUUAUAAUUCCCCACCACCACCAACAUACUAUUCACCAUCUCCUAAAGUUGAGUACAAGUCUCCUCCACCACCAUAUGUCUACAGCUCCCCACCACCACCAUACUACUCCCCAUCUCCAAAGGUAGACUACAAGUCUCCUCCACCACCAUAUGUCUACAGUUCUCCACCACCACCAUACUACUCACCAUCUCCUAAAGUAGAGUACAAAUCUCCUCCACCACCGUAUGUCUACAGUUCGCCACCACCACCAUACUAUUCACCAUCUCCUAAGGUAGACUACAAAUCUCCUCCUCCACCGUAUGUCUAUAGUUCUCCACCACCACCAUACUAUUCGCCAUCCCCUAAAGUGGAGUACAAAUCUCCACCACCACCGUAUGUUUACAGUUCUCCACCACCACCACCAUACUACUCGCCAUCACCUAAGGUGGACUACAAAUCUCCACCACCGUAUGUUACAGGUUCUUAUAAAAUGGUUGAGGCAACGCCUGCUUUGAGGAAGCCCUGUGUUCACCAAUGUUAA
Molecule: messenger RNA, 878 nt
Organism: Arabidopsis lyrata subsp. lyrata
Lineage: Eukaryota; Viridiplantae; Streptophyta; Magnoliopsida; Brassicales; Brassicaceae
Product: extensin-2
Exons: 2
Coding region: 33-878 (281 amino acids)
Biological process (GO): plant-type cell wall organization
Molecular function (GO): structural constituent of cell wall
Source: RefSeq, a predicted model, not a curated record